AUGGUUCUACUCAGCAAGUCAGCAUCGACUAUAGCAGUCUGCCUCCUGGCUGCCCUCGCCGUGGCUCAACCGGGUGGACCGCCGCGUCCUCCUGGUCGCGGGCCUCCAGGACCGCCACCUCCGGGACCGCCAGCUCGGGGACCGCCAGCUCGGGGACCCCCGCCUCCAGGGCCACCCGGCCGGGGGAGUCCUGCCCCGGCUCCCAACCCGGUAUCGCAGACCCCUGCAUCACAACGCUCGUCUUCACGGCUAUCUUCGCCCACCGCUCAAGUUUCGCUGCAACCUGUAUCCACAAGUGCACCGCAAAGGCCUGCUACAACCACCUCGUCCUUGAGCUCCUCCGUCGCAGCUGUGUCGUCGUCGUCGUCGUCGUCGUCGAUAUCCAGCAGGCAGGCACAGACGUCCCCAUCGCCAUCCGGGCCGUAUGCGAUCACGGGUCUGAAGACGGGCAUAGACAGCACGUCGGGCCAGCGCCCGCUUCGCCAGAACAUCAAUGAUCUUCAGGCGUCAGGCGCACAAUGGGAUUUAUACAUUUUAGGCCUUGCUGCAAUGCAAAGAGAUGUGUCCGAGGACGACAAGCUGUCGUACUUCCAGAUUAGCGGUAUUCACGGGCGACCCUUUAUCCCUUGGAACGGCGUCCAGGCGGUACCGAGCGGUUCCGGCGGCGGGUACUGCCCUCACGGUAACGUUCAGUUUCCGAUGUGGCAUCGACCCUACGUUGCGCUAUUCGAGCAAGUCCUCGGCGGCCACAUCCAGGCCAUCGCCGCCAACUACACCGGCAGUCGGGCGCAAGAGUACAAGACGGCAGCCGAUAACUGGAGAGCUCCCUACUGGGACUGGGCGGCCGACGGUGGUGCCCAGCUUCCUCCGGUUACGACACGGGCAACCAUCACUGUCAACGGGCCCGGCGGUCAGGUCCAGCUGCCUAAUCCGUUGUUAGGAUACAAAUGGCAGAGGUUCCCCUUGAACACGGCCUCGAACUACUUCCCAAGGAGCGGCGAUCGAAACUGCUGGGCUUGGCCCCAGACGACACGGUGGCCGGACGCGAAUGGGAACAACAGGCCUAGCUUGGCCAACCAAGAGCUAAGUCAGGAUGACUUGAAGUCAAUCACGUAUAAUGUCUUUACCACCGCCACGGACUUUGAGACCAUGGCCAGCACGGGGAGCACUGGCAACAGCUUCGAGGCCGUGCACAACUCCGUGCAUGCGGCCAUCUACGCGGUCAUGGCUUACAUAGAGUAUGCUGCCUUUGACCCGCUCUUCAUGUUACACCACGCCAACGUCGACCGCCUCAUCGCCAUGUGGCAGGCUAUACACUACAACGACAGGAUGCAAACCAAGACCCUACCAUCCAGCGCUCUCUUUGCCACAGCAGCCAACACGCCAAUAACCGCAGACAGUCCGCUCAAGCCCUUUUAUCGGGACACGUCCGGCAACUUCCACACAGGCAGAACGGCCUCGGACAUCAAGACAUUUGGGUAUUCGUAUCCCGAGAUCACUGACUGGAAUCAAACCCCGGACGCCCUGGCUCGGCAGGUGACGGUGUCUGUCAACCGGCUGUACAGCCCAGGUGGCACCAGCGCAAAGCUCAAGGCUCGCCACAACAGUCGUCGUUCCGGCUACGCUGCGCACAAGGAGUACACGGCCUUGGUCGACCUGGAGCGCAGCGAGCUUCCGCUGCCUUGCAGUGUCUCCGUCUACGUGAACGGCGAGUUCGCCGGUAAGAUAAGCGUCAUGAGCAUGCCGGCAUCGGGAAUAAUGCAUAGCACUGUUCCGCUUAACAAAGCACUGGAGAAGCUGGGUAAAAGCAUGGAUGUUCCAGAAUCCCAAGUCAACAACGGCAGUCCGGCAACAAACGGUACAGCUGCCCAGCAGCCAGCGGUUUCCUCGGAAGAUGAAGAGAUAAUUCUUCAGAAGCAGUUGUCUGUGGAGAUCAAGAGCAUCGAUGGGACAAUUUUCCCCGUUUCUUCAGCUCCCUCACUCAAGAUAAAAGUCGAGCUACAGCAUGUUGUGACGCCCGAGUCUGAGGACAGUUUACCAACCAUCACCCCUAUCACUACAGGUCCUCUGGCCAAGCCUGUAGAGCAUAGUACAUCAUAUUAA
Messenger RNA from Colletotrichum destructivum, 2103 nucleotides. Its product is annotated as Putative tyrosinase copper-binding domain, di-copper centre-containing domain superfamily. NCBI's taxonomy places the organism in Eukaryota, Fungi, Ascomycota, Sordariomycetes, Glomerellales, Glomerellaceae. Gene Ontology annotation, molecular function: oxidoreductase activity. The record is from RefSeq and is a predicted model, not a curated record. The transcript has 8 exons. The coding region runs from base 1 to 2103 and encodes 700 amino acids.